ACAUUGUAUUAGGAGAGUAUCCCAGUCCAAUAAGCUAGUCAAGGUCAUCUUUGAUCGACACUCUAGCAUUCUAGCACACAAAAUUUGACAUAUAACAAUCCCUCUCCAAGAAAUAGCAUAUUGUAGAAAUUUAUAACCCCUUCACUUUGGGAAUACUUUGUUUUUCUCAGACAUGAUUUUUAGCAACUAGAGAUCAUGUUAGCAACACAACUAGUUUACAGUUUGAUGUUGUUAAGUUGAGCUCGAUUUUUAGUUUUUUACUAAUAUUAGCUACAGCUAUGGCCAUUAUACUAACAGAUGCACAAUACAAUCUAUUUCUCUACUCCCUUGUAUCAUUCGUCUUCAUCUUGUUGCUCAAGUCCUUUUUCAGAAAACCUCCGACCAACUCAACAAAUCCACCGCCAAGCCCACCGGCCCUCCCGGUGAUCGGCCACCUCCAUCUGUUAAGCUCGGACCAUCAAGCCAUAUCCUUCCUUAACCUCUCCACCAAACAUGGUCCUCUCCUCGACCUCCGUCUCGGCGGUUCUCGGAUGCUCCUCAUCUCCUCAGCCUCCUUUGCCACCGACGUCUUCAAAACACAUGAUCUCGACUUCGCAGACCGCCCUGCAUUCGCUUUCGCCGACCAGCUCCCCUACGGAAACUCUGGUUUCUUCGGCGCGGAGUACGGCGACUACUGGAAGUUCAUGAAGAAGCUCUGCAUGACGGAGCUCUUCGCCCCCCGCCAGCUGGAACGUUCGCGAUCAAGUAGGCGGGCAGAGAUCGUCAAGUUCUGUCGUGCGAUGAUCGAAAGUGGCAGCAGAAAUGAGGUCGUUGAUGUUGGGGCUGAGCUGAUGAAGAUGACCAACAACUCAACGUGCAAGAUGGUGAUGAGCACCAGCAUGUCUGAGAAAGGCGACGAAGCUGCCAGGAUUAGGGAGUUGAUGAUCAAGACACUUCAGUUGGCUACGAAAGUGUCGUAUGGGGAUGUGUUGGGUCCUUUCAAGAGGGUCGGCUUCUGGCUCUAUGGCACUCAACUCGUUGAUGUGUCGUUGAAGUAUGAUGAGCUUUUGGAGGAGAUGUUGAAGGAUCAUGAAAAGAGAGGGGAAGGAGAUCAGAGAGCUGAUGAGGAUCUUGAUUUGGCCGAUUUAUUGUUGAAGGUGCAUCAGGAUGAUAAGGCUGAGCUCAAAAUUACCAGAACUCAAAUCAAAGCCUUCUUGCUUGAUCUCUUCAUUGGGGGCACUAUUUCUUCAACAGAGACAAUGCAAUGGGCAAUAGCUGAGCUCAUAAACCACCCGGAUGCAUUCAAAAAGGUGAGAGAAGAGAUCAAUUCGGUUCUGGGUAAUGCCUGCAGAUUAGUUGAGGAAACAGACGUACCUAGUCUCCCUUAUUUGCAAGCAGUUGUGAAGGAAGCAUUGAGACUAUACCCUCCAUCUCCUGUGGUCAUAAGGAAAAGCCGGCAAAAUUGUAAAAUCAAAGGCUUUGAUAUAAAUCAAGGAACUAUGGUGGCAAUUAAUGUGUAUGCAAUUAUGAGAGAUCCAGAGAUAUGGGACAAUCCCAAUGAGUUUCGUCCAGAGAGGUUCUUGGCUUCCACUGGUGAAGGACAUGAUGGUGUUGAGUAUGAUCAAAAGGAACAGAAUUUUGUGGCUUUUGGCGGGGGGAGGAGACGUUGCCCUGGCUCUUCAGUGGCGCUUUUACUGGUGAACACUGCAGUUGCAGCCAUGGUUCAAUGCUUUAAUUGGAAAGUUGGGAAAUUAGAGGAUGAUGAUGCCAAGGUAAAUGUGCAGAUUGGAGCAGGCAUAAGUUUGCCAAUGGCUUCCCCACUUAACUUGCGUCCUAUCAUUCACUUCAACCCAUUUGCCGCAUUGAUAUAAUUUCUAUACUAUGAAUUUCUCGGAAGCAGCAUGUCCCAGCCAUUCUAUAGAUUUUGAUGUUUUAUGGUCAACAUAGUAUCAAUUUUGAAAUAAAACAAGAUCACUUUGAACAACC
This is a messenger RNA of Argentina anserina (silverweed cinquefoil), 1965 nucleotides long. RefSeq names its product cytochrome P450 705A12-like. Bases 279 to 1850 code for a protein of 523 amino acids. The record is from RefSeq and is a predicted model, not a curated record. Lineage: Eukaryota; Viridiplantae; Streptophyta; Magnoliopsida; Rosales; Rosaceae. Gene Ontology annotation, molecular function: oxidoreductase activity, acting on paired donors, with incorporation or reduction of molecular oxygen, NAD(P)H as one donor, and incorporation of one atom of oxygen; iron ion binding; heme binding. Gene Ontology annotation, cellular component: membrane. The transcript is spliced from 2 exons.